GGGCGUAAACGCGUUGGUGUGACAACCCAAUCGGCGUAAUGAUGACCUCGGUGCUGUCGGCGUCCUGUCAAAGACAAGAGACAGAGGUGGGACGCCGGGGAUGGAGUGCAUGAAAUUAACAAUAUUCGGAAACCGAUUAUCGCCGGUGUGAACGAACGAAUUCCAGACUACGCUGUAAAUGUCCGAGAAACCGAGAGCCCGGCAUGAGGAAAGCAACCAGGCCAGUGGUAGGCGUCUCCAAAGCCACAGCCGCAGUCACCAAGGCCCAGACCGUUGAGAAAGUCAAGCCCGAGGGCGUCACCACCACCAUGGGCACAGCCGGCAAGAUUACAGCCAAGACCUCUGCCACCGCGCCACUGUCUAAGGCGAAGAGCAAUGAUGACCUUCCAUCAGUAACAACAGCAGGCAGUGGAGCCUCUGCUGGGAGCAGCACUAUUCCCAAGGCGAAGAAGACUAGCUCUGUCCACUCUUCAAACUCCUCUACUACAGGUACCAGCAACCCAGAGGGCAAGACAAAGACCAACUCCGGCAAGCGUGGGACCUCCUCUGUGGUGAAGGAGCUUGGUUCAUCCCGGGAGGGACUGCGGGAACGCUCCAGAACUUGCACCACCAGCAGGAAGCUCUCCGGACCCUCCGAUGCCUUGUCACCGCCCAAGAGAGUCCGCUGCCGGACUGUGACUGAAUCUGAGUCCCGUAUGAGCAAGUCCAGGUCGAACGGGCAGCUCAGCGACAAGACUGUCCUGGAGAGCAGGGUGAAGGACCUGCUGGGUCUGGCCGAGAGCAAAGACGUGGAGAUCCUCCACCUGCGCACAGAGCUCCGGGGCAUCCGUGUCCAGCUAGGCCUGCCCGAGGAGGAGGAAGAGGAUGGGGGGAGCAGAGCCAGAGAGGAAGGCGAGGGAGAGGAGACUGCUGAGGUUAAGCCUCCACAGGACCAGUCGAAGGAAGCCCCUACUCCUCUCAUCUCUGCAGACGUGGAAUCCACCCUGCUUUUGCUACAGGACCAGAACCAGGGGAUCCGUGGAGAGCUGAACAUGCUGAAGAGUGAGAACCGCAUGCUGAAGGACCGGCUCAACGCCCUGGGCUUCUCCCUGGAGCAGAGGCUGGACAGCCCCCUAAAGACCCUGCAAGGCCCCUGCCUUAGCUCGGAUCUUCCCCCAGCCCGCGAUGGCAGUUAUGGAGAUGGAGGGUGCCCACGGGCCUCUUUUUUACAUGAGGUCUCCCCUCACAGCUCUGCCUGCGGCUCUACUGAAGACCUACUUGACCCCCGGCGAGUCAUCUCCCCUGAGGCGGCCGACAGCGAAUGCAGCGAAGCCUACCAGCCAAUCACCUCCAGCGAUGAUGCCCUGGACGCCCCCUCUGGUUCUGCCUCUGCCUGCGGCUCCUCCUCCGAGUCAGAGGGCGGGCCACCGAGUCACGGCGAACGCUCCCGUAGAGGCAGUAGUGGCAACACCAGCGAGGUGUCGGUGGCCUGUCUAACGGAGCGCAUUCACCAGAUGGAAGAGAACCAGCACUGCACCUCUGAGGAGCUCCAGGCCACACUACAGGAGUUGGCUGAUCUGCAGCAGAUUACCCAGGAACUAAGCACAGAGAACGAGCGACUGGGCGAGGAGCGGACCAUCCUAGUGGAUUCCCUGUGCCAGCAGGGCGACCGGCUGGAGCUUUACUGCCGGCAGAUUGACUACUCCCGUGGCCUGCUGGAUGAGCACCGCGUGGCGUACGCCCCGGCCGACGAGGAGGACACUAAGAGCGGGCGCUACCUGGAGCUGGAGCGCCGCUACGUGGACCUGACGCAGGGCGCCCACUUCGAGAGGGAGCAGCUGCUGGGGGUGCAGCAGCACCUGAGCGGGGCGCUGAAAAUGGCAGAGCAGGACAACGCCGAGGCCCAGGGCCUCAUCUCAGCGCUGAAGGAACGGGUGCACGUGGCAGAGCGGCAGGCUGAUAUGGAGCGCAGGGAAAGAGCGAUGGCGGCCGCAGAGCUGGAGGCCAUGAGGGAGGCGGCUGGGGGGGAGCAGGCGGAGCUGGCUCGGUGCAGAGUCCAGCUGGAGCAGGAGAGGCUGAGGGUGGCUGAGCUCUACUCCAUCCACAAUGCCGGGGACAAGACGGACAUCCGCCACCUGCUGGAGAGCGAGAGGAGGGACAAGGAGAGGGCAGAGGCUGAGUCUGUUCAGCUGCAGGAGGACCUGGACCACACCCACGACGAGGCCGCCAGGCUACAGGACGGCAUCCGCAAGCUGGAGGAGGACUUCCGUGCGUUCCGUGGCGAGGUGCAGAAGCAGUUGGCUGAGCAGAAGCGGGCCCUGGCCCAGCAGUGUUCUGAGCUGGAGGAAAGGGACACAGAGGUCUCUGACAUGAAGGAGACCAUUUUUGAGCUGGAGGACGAGGUGGAGCAACACCGAGCCCUCAAACUCCACGAUAACCUCAUGAUCACAGACCUGGAGAACUCCGUCAAAAAACUACAGGACCAAAAACAUGACAUGGAGCGCGAGAUGAAGAUUCUGCAUCGAAAGCUACGGGAGGAGUCUAUGGAGUGGCGUCAGUUCCAGGCCGACCUGCAGACGGCGGUGGUCAUCGCCAACGACAUCAAGUCCGAGGCUCAGGAGGAGAUCGGGGACCUGCGGCGCCGCCUACUGGACACGCAGGAGAAGAACGAGAAGAUGAGCAAAGAGCUGGAGGAGCUCAAGAAGCAGGAUGAAGAGAGGGGCAGGGUGUAUAACUACAUGAAUGCAGUUGAGAGGGACCUAGCUGCCCUGAGGCAGGGCAUGGGUCUCAGCCGACUCUCCUCUACCUCCUCUGAGCCCUCUCCAACCGUUAAGACCCUCAUCAAAAACUUUGACAACGCCUCCACUGCAGGCCCUGUCCCAACCUCCCCCACAGCAGUCGUGCCAGCAGUUACCACGAUGGUUGCCCGUACACCCCUCAGCCCCAGUCCUCUGAAAACCCCACCUGCUGCUGCUAUCUCUCCCAUACAGAGGCACACUGCGUCGACCCCCAAACCCCUGUCCUCCAUGGUGGAUAAAAGGUCCAGCUUCACAGACCUCAAUAUGCCAGCAGAUCACCUGUUCCGGGCCUCCUCUGGGACCCGCACCCCAUCUGCCCUUCAGAGGGUCCCCAACAUGGACUCCUCCUCCAAGUCCCUCUCAGUGUCUCGCAGGAGCAGUGAGGAGCUGAAGAGAGACAUGUCUUCCUUAGAGAACACCUCCUCCCCUGCAGCCUCCUCCCCCACCGCCUCAGUCCCCCCCUCCACAAGGGGACGCUUACGGGAGGGGAGAAAAGACGCCCUGUCUGCACUGGCCAGGGAGUACGGGGGAUCCAAGAGGAACGCCCUGCUCAAGUGGUGUCAGAAGAAGACUGAAGGAUACCAGAACAUUGACAUCACCAACUUCAGCAGCAGCUGGAACGACGGGCUGGCCUUCUGUGCUGUUCUCCACACCUACCUGCCUGCCCACAUCCCCUACCUGGAGCUCUCCAGCCAGGACAAGAAGGAGAAUUUCACACUGGCUUUCCAGGCCGCGGAAAGUGUCGGGAUCAAGUCCACGUUGGUAGGUGUCCGAGCUAAAAGUGUCGGGAUCAAGUCCACGUUGGACAUUGGACAGAUGGUGUACACAGAGAGACCUGACUGGCAGAGUGUGAUGACCUACGUCACGGCCAUCUACAAGUACUUUGAGACGUGACCCGUCUUCAAGCCUGAACACCUCGCUGCCCCGCACACCCCAGACCACAUUUCCAGCCAUUUCCAGGCUGUCAUCAUAACACUGGACGACCUUAGAGCAACAUCGGCUAAUGCUACCUGCAAAGACUUCUGGGACACCGAGUUGUACAUUUUAAGAGCUAUCACUUAACUCCAUCCAGUAUGUUCCAUGUGUACGAUGCAGUGUUCUACAAAUUCUUUGCUUGGGACAUGUGGUUUCUCAGCUAGACUGAAACCCUCCAAGACUAUGUUCUGGAUAGACCGAGGCCCUGGGUAUUGGACAAUGUGUUGACCAGGCCCCCCCAUCUGUUGUUCAAAUUCCCUUGGAUCAGCGACUUCCUGUAUACUCAAAGUCUUUUGACCUCUUGACCCCAGCCCUAUGUGAACUCUGCGCUGUCUGCAGUAGCCUAUAAUAACACCAUGAUCACCUCCAACACUACACUUCAAGUUUGGAUUUGGAAUACUGCAGAGAACAGGACUGCGUUUUUAAAAUUUGGUUUGCCCAUUUUGUCCGAGCAAUGACUUUAAUGGCAAGUUUGCCUUUUACCUGAUAGAGGGUCCAGCUUAACUGUCACGGUAGGUGUUGUGUAUUGUUUUAGCUGGUUGCUUUGUUGUGAUAUAUAUAUAUAUAUAUUCCAAAGAGAUAAUGUACAAGUUUGUCCAGAUGAUAUCUUGAACUUCACAAUAAUCAGUGCCAUGUUAGUCUCUUGUUUGUCAUAAUUGGCCAAUACAAUAAGCAUUGACCAAUCAAUCGCAUUGAAGUCGUUUACACCAUUUUACAUUUUGUAAUUUUUUUUCUCAGUCUAGCAGUCUGUGUCCAAACUCUGCUAAACUGAUGGUUGGCCAUCAUGGCCGGUCUCUGGGUGUAUAGUGAGGUCAGUUGCCCUGUAGCACACCAAUCCAUAAAUAGGCUGAACAACGCAAGGAGCUGACCUGAUAAGCUAACAGUUUUGUCAUUACGGUAAAGGCACCCCUUACCGUCCCACAAAUCCUCACUGGUUUCAAAGCACAACGAGGGGAGGGGAGGCUCUUUACUCAAAUGGAAUGUGUUUAAACCUUCAUCAAUGCCAUGAAAAACACUUUGAAGGUUUCAACGGGUGAUUCCUCAUGAAACCAGGACAAAAAAAAUAGAUUUUGGGGAUUUUCAUGACAUGUGUUCCAUAGAAUGGUCCUUUGGAGGAUUGUUGACAUACAGUGCCUUUGGAAAGUAUUCAGACCCCUUCACUUUUUCCACAUUUUGGUAGGUUACAGCCUAAUUCUAAAAUGGAUUUAAAUAGUUGUUUUUUUCUACACACAAUACUCCAUAAUUACAAUGCAAAAGCUGGUUUUGUAGAAGUUUUUGCUAGUUUAUUAAAAAUAAAAACUGAUCACAUUUACAGAAGUAUUCAGACCUUUACUCAGUACUUUGUUGAAGUACGUUUGGCAGCGAUUACAACCUCUAGUCUUCUUGGGUAUGACGCGACAAGCUUGGCACACCUGUAUUUGGGGAGUUUCUCCCAUUCUUCUCUGCAGAUCCUCUCAAGCUCUGUCAGGUUGGAUGGGGAGCGUUGCUGCACAGCUAUUUUCAGGUCUCUCCAGAGAUGUUAGAUCGGGUUCAAGUCCGGGCUCUGGCUGGGCCAUCCAAUGACAUUCAGAGACUUGUCCCGAAGCCACUCCUGCGUUGUCUUGGCUGUGUGCUUAGGGUCAUUGUCCUGUUGGAAGGUGAACCGUUGCCGCAGUCUGAGGUCCUGAGCGCUCUGGAGCAGGUUUUCAUCAAGGAUCUCUCUGUGCUUCGCUCCGUUCAUCUUUGCCUCUGUCCUGACUAGUCUCCCAGUCCCUGCCGCGGAAAAACAUCCCCACAACAUGGUAUAGAGAUGGUGCCAGGUGCCAGGUUUCCUCCAGACGUGACACUUGCAUUCAGGCCAAAGAGUUCAAUCUUGAUUUCAUCAGACCAUAGAAUCUUGUUUCCUUUUAGGUGCCUUUUGACGAACUCCAAGUGGGCUGUCGUGUGCUUUUUACUGAGGAGUGGCUUCCGUCUGGCCACUCUACCAUCUUCACAGAGGAACUCUUGGGCUCUGUCAGAGUGACCAUUGGGUUCUUCGUCACCUCCCUGACCAAGGCCCUUCUCCCCCGAUUGCUCAGUUUAGCGCUAGGAUGAGGCUUGUUGGUUCCAAACUUCUUCCAUUUUUAAGAAUGAUCGAGGUCACUGUUCUUGGGGACCAGAAAUGUUUUUGUAACUUUCCCUAGAUUUGUGCCCUGAUUACAAUCAUGUCUCGGAGCUCUACGGACAAUUCCCUCGACCUCAUGGCUUGGUGUUUGCUUUGACAUGCACUGUCACCUGUGGGACCUUAUAUUGUGUUCAAUCAAUUGAAUUUACCACAGAUGGACUCCAAUCAAGUUGUAGAAACAUCUCAAGGAUAAUCAAUGGAAACAGGAUGCACCUGAGCUUAAUUUCGAGUCUCGUAGCAAAGGGUCUGAAUACUUAUGUAAAGGAAGGUAUUUCUGUUGGUAUUUUUGAUAAAUUAGCAAAAAAAGUCUAAACUUGUUUUUGCUUUGUCAUUAUGGGAUAUUGUGUGUAGAUUUUUUUAUUUAAUUUAAUUUUAUAAAGGCUGUAACAUAACAAAAUGUUGACGUCAAGGGGUCUGAAUACUUUAUGAAGACACUGUGUCAUUUAGCAUCUAAAAGCAUAAUUGACAAAUAUUUCUGGCAUGUUUGCCUUACCCAGGCCUCUAAGACUCCAUGAUGUUUUAUCUGUAGGUGCUACAAAGCAAACAUUUGUCAUAUGAAGCUUUACUUACUGCUUGCUCUGUAAUAUGAGUAGUAUUUUGAAUUCAAUCAUUUCUUACAUUAUUUAUGAAUAUUGAAAAAUAUAAACAUGAAAAUAUAAAAAAUGUGAUUUUACCUGGGCAUAUCAAAGUCCCAGAGUGGGAUCGCUGCUGCUUUUAGAGUUGCAGGAUGUUCAAUGAUACAAGUAAAAGGAGGGCUGUGAUUGGUUAUAUUGCCCGCUAUGCCAAUUUCUCUGUUUUAAAAUGGGCCAUUACAUUUUUAUUUUUGUUUUAUAUUCAUUAAAUUAAGAAAAUUGUUAUUGAAAUCAAAACACAUUUCAGAGCAAGCUGUAGUUUUUUAGAUAUUUUUUAAAACAAACACGGACAACGCUGGGCCAAUUGUGCGCCGGCCUAUGGGACUCCCAAUCACGGCCCGUUGUGAUAGUGGGAAAGCUUUAUUUGUGUCACAUAUGAAACAUUAUGGAGUCUUAAAAGAGGCCUGCCUGGGUAAGGCUAAAAUGCCAACUUUGAUAAAUGAUUUCUCGAUUAUAGUUUUAGAAUACAUUUCAUGAAAAUCCCCCCAAAAUCAUGGUAGCUUUUUGUUCUGGUUUCGUGAGGAAUUACCCCAAAAACAUUUGGUAUCGUACACAGUAAAUCUCUUUCCUCCAGCACAGCGAAAUCAAAUUAGCUAGGUAUGUUCCCAUGCAUUGGGAAAGCGUACAAUCUUCAAUUGUUUUGAGGUUGGAAAGUAUACAACUGUGUGUGUUUGUAUUUUACAUACACCUUAGCCAAAUACAUUUAAAAUCAGUUUUUCACAAUUCCUGACACUUAAUCCUUGUAAAAAGUCCCUGUCUUAGGUCAGUUAGGAUCACCACUCUAUUUUAAGAAUGUGAAAUGUCAGAAUAAUAGUAUAGAAAUUUUAUUUCAGCUUUUAUUUCUUUCAUCACAUUCCCAGUGGGUCAGAAGUUUACAUACACUCAAUUAGUAUUUGGUAGCAUUGCUUUAAAUUGUUUAACUUGGAUCAAACGUUUUGGGUAGCCUUCCACAAGCUUCCCACAAUAAGUUGGGUGAAUUUUGGCCCAUUCCUCCUGAGUUGGUGUAACUGAGUCAGGUUUGUAGGCCUCCUUUAUUGUGAUGCCAUCUAUUUUGUGAAGUGCACCAGUCCCUCCUGCAGCAAAGCACCCCCAUGUUUGAUGCUGCCACCCCCGUGCUUCAUGGUUGGGAUGGUGUUCUUCAGCAUGCAAGCCUCCCCCUUUUUUCUCCAAACAUAACAAUGGUCAUUAUGGCCAAACAGUUCUAUUUUUGAUUCACCAGACCAGAGGACAUUUCUCCAAAAAGUACAAUCUUUGUCCCUAUGUGCAGUUGGAAACUGUAGUCUGGCUUUUUUAUGGCGGUUUCCUCCAGCAUCUUCACAAGGUCCUUUUGCUGUUGUUCUGGGAUUGAUUUGCACUUUUCGUUCAUCUCUAGGAGACAGAACGCGUCUCCUUCCUGAGCGGUAUGACAGCUGCGUGGUCCCAUGGUGUUUAUACUUGCGUUCUAUUGUUUGUAAAGCUGAACGUGGUACAUUCAGGUACCACCAUUUGGAAAUUGCUCCCAAGGAUGAACCAGACUUGUGGAGGUCUACCAUUAUUUUUCUGAGGUCUUGGCUGAUUUCUUUUGAUUUUCCCAUGAUGUCAAGCAAAGAGGCACUGAGUUUGAUGGUACACCUCUAAUUGAUUAAUGUCAAUUAGCCUAUCAGAAGCUUCUAAAGCCAUGACAUAAUUUUCUGGAAUUUGCCCAAGCUGUUUAAAGGCACAGUCAACUUAGUGUAUGUAAACUUCUGACCCAUUGGAAUUGUGAUACAGUCAAUUAUAAGUGAAAUCUGUCUAAAUAAUUGUUAGAAAAAUAACUUUUGUCAUACAUAAAGUAGAUGUCCUAACCGACUUGCCAAAACGAUAGUUUGUUAACAAGACAUAUUUUUUAUUUUUUUUUGGUUGAAAAAUGAGUUUUAAUGACACACUUAGUUUGGAAUGUGAACUUCUGACUUCAAGUGUGAGUGUGAGAGAACUUAUGAGUGGUGUUUUUGGUACAUUCCAAUAGUCUCCUUAUCCUAAGAUUCCAUGUGAAUAAUUCACAACAUUCUGUUGUUGCUCAUAAAGGCGUCUGAUAAGGAUGCCUGACAUGCCUCUGCUAAGAUGAGCUACACUCAUUGAAUAGGUACUGGUCAUUGCAAGGAUUCAAGGAUAAUAUAUUUAUAUAUAUAUAUUAGUUACCAGUCAAAAGUUUGGACACACCUACUCAUUCAAGGUUUAUUUAUUUGUACUAUUUUCUACAUUGUAGAAUAAUAGUGGUCAAAAUAGCCCUUACACAGCCUGGAGGUGUGUUGGGUCAUUGUCCUGUUGAAAAACAAAUUCUAGUCCCACUAAGCGCAAACCAGAUGGGAAGGCGUAUCGCUGCAGAACGUUGUGAUAGCUGGUUAAUCAAAUCAAAUGUAUUUAUAUAGCUUUUCUUACAUCAGCUGAUAUAUCAAAGUGCUGUACAGAAACCCAGCUUAAAACCCCAAACAGCAAGCAAUGCAGGUGUAGAAGCACGGUGGCUAGGGAAAAACUCCUUAGAAAGACCAAAACAUAGAGAGGAACCAGGCUUAUAAGGGGUGGCCAGUCCUCUUCUUGCUGUGGCAGGUGGAGAUUAUAACAGAACAUGGCCAAGAUGUUCAAAUGUUCAUAAAUGACCAGCAUGGUCAAAUAAUAACAAUCACAGUAGUUGUCAAGGGUGCAACAAAUCAGCACCUCAGGCUAUGAAAAGUUAACUGACACUUACUCCUAUCUCUACUGCUCCUGCUGUCUCCAGAGAGUUGAAAACAGCAGGUCUGGGACAGGUAGCACGUCCGGUGAACAGGUCAGGGUUCCAUAGCCGCAGGCAGAACAGUAAGUUUUUCUUGAAUCUAAAAUAAUCACAACAGGGUCACCAGCAAAGCACCAUUACACCUCCUCCAUCAUGCUUCAAAGGUACACCUGUUAAUUGAAUUGCAUUCCAGCUGACUAGCUCAUUAAGUUGGUUGAGAGAAUGCCAAGGGUCUGAAAAGCUGUCAUUAAGGCAAAGUGUGGCAACUUUGAAGAAUCUCAAAUAUAAAAUGUGUUUUGAUUUGUUUAACAUUUUUGUUUGUUACCCUAACCCAAAUAAAGAAAAACCCUUGAAUGAGUAGGUGUGUCCAAACCUUUGACUGGUAGUGUGUAUAUACAGUGGGGCAAAAAAGGUAUUUAGUCAGCCACCAAUUGUGCAUUGUGCACUGAUAAUCUCCCUCGAUCUGGGGCUCCAUGCAAGAUCUCACCCCGUGGGGUCAAAAUGAUCACAAGAACAGUGAGCAAAAAUCCCAGAACCACACGGGGGGACCUAGUGAAUGACCUGCAGAGAGCUGGGACCAAAGUAACAAAGCCUACCAUCAGUAACACACUACGCCACCAGGGAGUCAUCCUGCAGUGCCAGACGUGUCCCCCUGCUUAAGCCAGUACAUGUCCAGGCCCGUCUGAAGUUUGCUAGAGAGCAUUUGGAUGAUCCAGAAGAAGGUUGGGAGAAUGGCAUAUGGUCAGAUGAAACUAAAAUAUAACGUUUUGGUAAAAACUCAACUUGUUGUGUUUGGAGGACAAAGAAUGCUGAGUUGCAUCCAAAGAACACCAUACCUACUGUGAAGCAUGGGGGUGGAAACAUCAUGCUUUGGGGCUAUUUUUCUGCAAAGGGACCAGGAUGACUGAUCCGUGUAAAGGAAAGAAUGAAUGGGGCCAUGUAUCGUGAGAUUUUGAGUGAAAACCUCCUUCCAUCAGCAAGGGCAUUGAAGAUGAAACGCGGCCGGGUCUUUCAGCAUGACAAUGAUCCCAAACACACCGCCCGGGCAACGAAGGAGUGGCUUCGUAAGAAGCAUUUCAAGGUCCUGGAGUGGCCUAGCCAGUCUCCAGAUCUCAACCCCAUAGAAAAUCAUUGGAGGGAGUUGAAAGUCUGUGUUUCCCAGCAACAGCCCCAAAACAUCACUGCUCUAGAGGAGAUCUGCAUGGAGGAAUGAGCCAAAAUACCAGCAACAGUGUGUUAACCUUGUGAAGACUUACAGAAAACAUUUGACCCCUGUCAUUGUCAACAAAGGGUAUAUAACAAAGUAUUGAGAUACACUUUUGUUAUUGACCAAAUACUUAUUUUCCACCAUAAUUUGCAAAUAAAUUCAUAAAAAAAAUCCUACAAUGUGAUUUUCUGGAUUUUUUUUUCUCAUUAUAUCUGUCAUAGUUGAAGUGUACCUAUGAUGAAAAUUACAGACCUCAUCUUUUUAAACUUGCACAAUUGUUGGCUGACUAAAUACGUUUUUUGCCCCACUGUAUGUCCACAUUUUCCACAGGUGAAAUAGUUUCUUCUCUUUUUGAAUUUGCCUAUAUAUAAACUGCACCUCUGUUCACAUUGUCACAUUCAAAUAAAGUAAGAUAUUUGAUAUCUUCGUGGUUGAAAGGUUGCCCAUCUGAUGUCAGUGAAAUAGAUCAACGCUCUUGUUCAGGGUCUUACCAGUGGCUACAUUUCCAUGAACUUGUCAAGUAUUUUUUUGUUGACAUUUAUAAAGUUUGCAUUGAAAAUACUGCGGCGUUUCCUUUUAACUAUUUUGUCGCUAAAAAAAAACAGCUGGACGUAACGACAUCACACACAAACCUGGUGAAGAAUAAAAAAAAAGUGAUUGAAGUGUCUCCAUUAUCCAUUUAGGCAAAUUGUGCAUUAAUAAAUUGCUGACAACCUGUA
Oncorhynchus keta (chum salmon) is the source of this 11181-nucleotide messenger RNA. RefSeq names its product cytospin-A-like. Gene Ontology annotation, molecular function: protein binding. Gene Ontology annotation, biological process: actin cytoskeleton organization. Gene Ontology annotation, cellular component: filamentous actin; microtubule organizing center. Lineage: Eukaryota; Metazoa; Chordata; Actinopteri; Salmoniformes; Salmonidae. The coding region runs from base 204 to 3671 and encodes 1155 amino acids. The transcript is spliced from 15 exons. The record is from RefSeq and is a predicted model, not a curated record.